AGCCGCUUUGGCCCAGCCCCCAAGCUCGCCUCGGCGGGACACCCGCCGCUCGACGGCGCUAUGCUUGCCAGCCUGCCAUGCGUCGGGCCCCAGAGGGGCCUGGCUGCGGCCGAUGCCCCUCGGAGGCAGGACGUCUGGGCCGCCGUUGCCCCUUGCGAAGCAGGACGCGUCGCAGUCUUCUGGGUCCCCGUCGACGAGGAGGUCGAGGAGGAGCGGGCGCCAGCUGGACCAUCAGACCGUCGCCUCGCAGGAGGACGUGGACCUCAUCCACAGGAUCGACGUCAUGCUGUCGAGCACGGCCGCGUGCUCGAAGGCCUGUGGCGCCGCCUUCCUCCGGCUGGCCUCCCCCGGCCGCGCCGGGGGGGGCCCCGGGGAUCUCGAGGCCGAGGCCGCGGUGUGGCGCGAGAGUCUGCCGGCCUGCCUGGAGUAGGGUCCCUGUGAAGCACCAUGAGAUCUUCCUGACGGUCCUGUCGCGCGAGGAGCGGUUCCAGUCGCAGCCGGGACCGCUGAGCUUCAGCGCCUUCCAGGCGCUGGUGGUGAAGGGGCUGCGCCGCAUCCGCGAGAUGUAUUGCAUCCCCCUCGAGAAAGGCAAGUUCGUGACCCAGAACCAGCGGCUUUUCGAGUCCGAGUAUGAGCAGUCGUUCUUUGUGGGCAGCGGUGGCUUCGGAAGAUGUGCGUGGGUCGUGCAGAAGACCACGCGGGCCGAGAGGGUGGCUAAGAUAAUAGACAAGGAGCGCUGCGCGAUGCCGCUGGAGGAGAUAGAGCAGGAGCUCGACAUCCUUCGAGAUCUGGACCACCCGCACAUCGUCCGGUGCUUCGAGUGGUUCGAGUCGGGGAGCGAAUUCGUCAUCGUCAUGGAGGUGGCGCGCGGCGGCGAUUUCGACAAGGCGCUGAAGGCGGCGCAGAAGGCAGGGCGCCGCGGUCUGUCAGAGGGAAUGGUGAGCGUACUCUGCCAGCAAGGCUUUGGCGCCCUGGCGUACAUCCAUUCGAAGAAGGUGAUUCACCGUGACCUGAAGCCAGCGAAUAUCUUCAUGCUGAAGAAGGACGAGAAUCCGCCGCACGUCCUCGUUGCGGAUUUCGGGAUCGCCGACAUCUUCCACUUCGGCGCCGCCGCCGCCAGACUCACCGAGUCGCACAAGAAGGGCACAUGGCCGUACAUGGCUCCAGAGAUCUUCGAGGACCUCGUCAGCCCGAAGUCGGACGUGUGGGCCAUGGGCGUCGUGUCCUGGGAGCUGCUCACCGGGGAGAAGCCGUUCGGUGUCAAGCCCUUCGAGGUGCACGCCACCGUCUGCGACGACGACCCCAUCGACUUCGGCCCGGUCGCCGAGGCUGCGGCCACCAGGGGCCCGGACGGGGCCGUCGCCUUCCUCGAGCGGCUGCUGGUGCGGGACGAGGCGGCGAGGCUCACGGCGCACGAGGCGCAGGUGGCCGCCGAGCGCUGGGCCCCGCCGGGCGGCGGAUGCAGGUCCGACCACAGGGGCUCCAUGGAGUCCCUCUGCGUGGACCUCGAGGAGUCCAUGGACCUCCAGGGGCUCCAGGACGGCGGCGCAUUCUCGAAGGCAGCCAUGCUCUGCAUGGCCAGCCAGAUGGACUCGUCGACCAUCGAGCGGCUCGCCGAUCGCUUUGACCGCAUCGAUGCCGACCGCGACGGCAGGAUCUCCGUCGUGGAGUUUGCCGCCUCGUUCCGCGAGCUGGGCUACAGCGAAGGCGACAUCGAGACCAUGGUGGCCUCCUUGGACGUGGACCACGACGGGGAGGUCGAGUACAACGAGUUCGUGGCGGGCUGCAUCGGGGCCGACAGGCACCUGCAGGAGACGGCGCUCAGAGCCGCCUUCUCCGUGUUUGACGUGGACGGCGACGGCUCCAUACAGAUCGAGGAGUUCGAGCAGAUCCUGGGCGCCGAGGGCUCGCAGUCGCUGCUGCCCGACGGGAUGCGCAUCGAUCAGGAGUUCGCGAAGGUAGACACCUCCAGCGACGGGCGGAUAACGUACGAGGAGUUCAAGGCCUUCGUCGAGAAGCUCCACCGGGAGCAUGCGUCCCGCGAGGCGGCUGGAGCCGGCGGGCCCCUGGGCAGGCUGCGAGCCCGCCGCCAGGAGCUCGCGGCGGAGACGGCGCAGUACAAGGCGCUGCACGCGAGGGUCGACGGCAUGAACGCGCGGCUGCAGGAGCUGCUGGCUGGCCGCUGAGCGGACACUCCAGCCUCGGCUGGCGCCGAGGGGGCCGCCGCCAAGUGCGCCU
Messenger RNA from Prorocentrum cordatum, 2238 nucleotides. The record is from the annotation of a GenBank genome assembly. Lineage: Eukaryota; Dinophyceae; Prorocentrales; Prorocentraceae.